Liolophura sinensis is the source of this 2973-nucleotide messenger RNA. Its product is annotated as ADP-ribosylarginine hydrolase Tri1-like. Bases 116 to 1186 code for a protein of 356 amino acids. The record is from RefSeq and is a predicted model, not a curated record. Lineage: Eukaryota; Metazoa; Mollusca; Polyplacophora; Chitonida; Chitonidae. The transcript has 9 exons.
AUACAUUCUAAGGGAUUCCUUUUGUCAUAUGACUUAAAUUGUUAAGUACGUUAAACCUCAAGCGCUCACUCACUCAAGAGAGAAAGAACGACAGCUAUGUGUUAAGUGUUUCAAAAUGGCUAAUCAGACGUACAUCGAUCAUCUCUAUGACCAGAUCUAUGCUACCUUGUAUGGCCAGUGCAUUGGUGAUGCCCUUGGAUUGUUGACAGAAACCCUCACCAAAGGCGAUGCCAAACGACAUUACAGUCAGGUUGGAAAACAUCUUGAUUAUAUACACAAGAAGAUGGUUGCUGAUGCUCACCGUGUCAAGUGGGACGUGGGAGACUGGACAGAUGAGUCCGACCAGAUGAUUUUAAUAAUGCAGUCCCUCAUUGACAACAAUGGGAAGGUGAAUAUGCAAGAUUUUGCUAGAAAGCUAAUGGAAUGGUGGGAAGGAGGGUUUCCUGACCUGAAAGAUGUAAGAGGAGUAGGUCUCUGUGGAUCUAUUAAAGGAGUCAUUACACAUUCUCUGUUCUCAGUGGAACCUCAGAAGGCAGCGGAGAUUGUAUGGAGGAAUAGCCGGUGUUAUCCAGCAACAAAUGAGGCAGUUUCACGGACAUCAGUUCUUGGAGUACACAUGUUCAGGUGUAUGGGGAAAGUGAUACAGAACACGGUAGAGAUCUGUAAAACCACACAUGCAGAUCCAAGGUGCCAAGCAUCUUGUGUGGCUGUCACAUUAGCGAUAGCUCUCCUGCUGCAAAAACAGCCUGAAAUCAAGAGAAAAAAUGGCCAGUUUGAUGUGGACAUGAUAGCAAGGGAGUGCUAUGCAUAUGCUUCCAAGUGCCUCAUAGGAACAAAGCAUGAUCCUAAAGAGUUAAAGCAGUACAUCUUCACCACUUCAUUGCGUGAGUUAAAACUGGACGAGCCAGGGCGGGUCAGCUAUACCUACAAGACUUUGGGGGCAGGGUUCUGGGCUUUGCGACAGAAAGACUUUCGAGAGGCCAUACAAGCUGUUGUCAUGGAGGGUGGAGAUGCUGAUGCUAAUGGGGCUGUUGCUGGUGCUCUGCUAGGCUGUAAACUUGGUCUGGAUGCUAUACCUAGAGCCUGGAUAGAGAACUUACAGCACAGAUACUGGCUGGACCAAAUCAUUGACCAAUUUUUACAAGUUAUGGAGGGAACCAAAGUGAAAUAUGAGACUGCAGUUUGAGCAUCUUUCCUUGGGUGACAGCAUGCAUUUGGUGCUACAAGUGCAUUUUUAAUAUGCCAAUGGCAGUUAUACUGAGAACUGCAGUUUAUUCUGUAUGCUGAUUUCAUCUCCCUACCUUAAUAUUCUUGUAUGCCAAAAAGUUAAUAUCUUUCAAACAUGUAACUGAGGAUGACAUGAAAUGUUCCACAUGAACAUUACUAAUCUGUUGUGAUAUCUGGCCACCUUCAGUGUUUCAUAUUACUGUCAUAUACCUGACAGUCAGGUUGAAACCCACAUUGUCUGCCAAAAAAUGCCAGUUGUUUGUUGAGUUUGCACAAAGUUGUGAGUAAGGAUCAUAUUUCAUGUCAGUUUUGAGAAGAUGGAGAAAAUCUCAUGAAUAAUUGUUAAUAAGAUUUUUACCAUCACAGAAAAACAGGAGCUGUUGUCUGCCUUCCUCGUGAUGCAGUGUUAUGUGUUUUAUACUGUUUUUGCUAUGCAGAGGGUUUAUUGAGUGUGUUACAUGAAGAGAAAAUGUGAUCAUAGGAAAACUAGUUGUGGUUCAGAGGUUUUUGAUGGUUUUAGAGAAAGGCCCCUUGUUAUUUUAUGCUGUGAUAUAUACUCGUCUUGUAUAAUUUUAUGUGGUAAUAAUGAGGAGAGAACUUUUUCUGUUAAUAACUUACUUUGGAACAAGCUUUGCUUAUCUAUAAUGGAACAUUUUUACCUGUUAGGUAUCAGGUUUAUAUUGUGAUAAUCGGUUUAUUUAGCUAAUUCAUUUACAUACUUAUCCAUAUUAUACAAAUAUUAACAGUUGAUCCCAGCAUGGUUAUUUCUUACAUAUCUACAUACAUGUAAGCUACAAAUAUUCUCCUUGGAUUCCCCUUCAUUUAUUUCGAAAACACUCACAAGUUAUUAUUUUCCUAUCUUCACUUCUGUCCUGUUGGUAGUGUAGUGACAUUUUACACCAGAUUUCUUUUUAUUCUUUUUCAAGAUGUUUAAUCUUCUCAUUGUUAUAUUAUCUUCCACUGUUCACUUUAGUAAGACUAAAUUGUUCAGAUUUUUAGCUCAUUUUCAAAGUUGCAUAUAAAGAUCAAAUUGAGUUUUGCAGUUUGUUUUUAGUAGAUCCUAAAAUAUCUUCAAAAGCCAAAUGUCAGUAUUAUGCCAGGCAAUCUGUUACCACAAAUUUAACAGUGAAUAUGUUUAGGAGAUUACCUUGGCCAUUACUAAUUUUGGAUGUGCUAGGUUUAUGUAAUGGUAAUUACAUGUAUGUGCCAUUUGCCGUUAUAUACCGCCACUUUUCUGAUAGGUCUGUCAGCCCUACAAUUUAUAGUCAAAUGGCCCAUCGUUUUACAGGCUGGAGGUUGUGAACCUUAUUUGAUCCUCGAAGGCCUUGUGUCACCAAGGCAAAUACUUAAUCCAUGUUUUCUGUGUGCUCUGAUUUGAUGAAGAUGGAUUUAGUAUGACCCAAGUAGCACCUUCAAUCCAAGAUGUCCUUCUCUGUUUUCAGCCAGGUGUUACCAGUCAUGAUUCCUCUUUAUUCAGAUACUAAUAGACAGGUAUGAAGUUUUCCAACUCAUUCUUAUGCAGUUCUAAUUUUAUGUAAUGAAUAAAGAUCCUAAAAUGUCUCCAGUUCACAUUAGUUUGAUUGUGAACAUUCACAUAAUUAUGUGUUAGAACUUAUCACACCAAACAGACUGAGAAUAUGUCAUGUUAUAAUAUGCCCACCAGUGUACAUGUCCAUUAACGUGGUAUAGGAUAUGUGAAAUUAAUUCCAAAACAGAAAAUAUGAUAAUGGAUAUAUUUGUCUGAAA